GCAGCCAAGGUUGGAUCGCCAACGUCGCCGCCUCAGUAUGUUUUACAGUCCGAGACAAGGUGGACGUAUAUUCCGUCGCGAUAUUUCUAAGAGUUAUCGUACUUUUACAACCCGUUGAAAAUUAAUAUCGCUAUGUAAUGUGAACAUUGUGAUAGGCUGAAUUGCGGCAAUUUUUUGUGAAACAUGAUUGAAGUUAUAGGAAAUGUCCAGCAAACAAAUAGCAAGCUUCGGCGGUUGGCGUCCAGGCUAUGCAGCACGGACUCCUGGAAGAGAAGACUGCCUAUAACAAUAUGGCUGCCCAAGUACAGCUUAGAGUAUUUACUACGAGAUGCCAUUGCAGGUAUAACAGUGGGCCUGACCUCAAUACCUCAGGGUAUUGCAUAUGCUAUGGUAGCUGGAUUGCCUCCACAGGUGGGCCUAUACUCCAGCAUAUUCCCAGGCCUCAUGUAUAUGCUAUUCGGCAGCUGUAAGGACGUCACUGUGGGCCCCACUGCCAUCUUGGCGGCCUUACUCGCCAAGUACGUGGCCAAGUCGGCUGACUUCGCUUACUUGGCCUCAUUCCUGUCAGGCUGUGUUAUACUGCUACUUGGAAUACUGCAGUUAGGUUUUCUAUUAGACUUCAUAUCAACUCCAGUGAUAAGCGGCUUCACAACUGCGGCCGCACUACAGAUAAGCGCUUCACAACUCAAGUCACUGUUCAGGAUAUCAGGUUCUUCAGGCGACACGUUCUUCGAUGCUAUUAUAAACUUCUUCAAGAACAUAAAGACAGUGCAGCUAUGGGACACAGUAUUAGGAAUCAGCACUAUCAUAGCUCUGCUGUUACUUAAACGUGCCACAAUGACAGUGAGGGACGGUGCGUCUCCCUGCCGCGCUCGGCUGGCGGGCUGCUGGCUCAACGUGGUCCGCGCGAGGAACGCGCUCGUGGUGUUCGCGGCCGCUAUACUGGCGUACUUGCUCAAGCUGCGCGGCCUCACGCCCUUCGCGCUCACUGGUACAAUCCAGGGUGGUUUACCAGAAUUCGGUCCCCCACCCUUCCAGACAGUUGUGAACAACCAGACGCUGUACUUCGAAGAUAUGCUAGAGGUGUUUGGGGGGGAGGGGAUCGUGAUGCCGCUGGUUGCAAUCCUAGAGAGCAUCGCUAUUGCUAAAGCUUUUGCCGGCAGCACAACAGUGGACGCGACACAGGAGAUGCUCGCAAUAGGCAUGUGUAACCUGGUAUCGUCAUUUGCACAAAGCAUGCCGGCCACCGGGUCCUUCACGCGGACCGCGCUGAACCACGCGAGCGGAGUUGUCACACCUGCUGGCUGCUUUUUUAAAGCGAUGUUGGUGCUGCUGGCAGUGACCCUGCUAUCUGACGCGUUCUACUUCAUCCCCCGAGCCACGCUGGCUGGCAUCAUCAUAGUCGCCAUGUUCUCUCUCAUGGAGAUCAGUAUUAUACGACGACUGUGGAGAAAUAGCAAAUUGGAGCUGGUAGUGUACGCGGUGACGGUGGUGUCGGGCGCGGGCGCGGGGCUGGAGUACGGCAUCGCGUGCGGCGCGGCCGCCGACGCCGCGCGUGCGCUCGCCCGCGCCGCGCGCCCGAGACUGAACGCCUCCGCCUUCAAGGUGGGCAACCAGGACUGCAUCUCAGUGUCGCUGACAGGCGGUCUGUCGUACCCGUGCGCGCAGCACGUGCAGCACAAGCUGCGCGGGCUCGUGCUGCGUGCUGCGCUCGUCGUGCUCGACGCCCGCCAGCUGCACGCCAUGGACAUCGGCGUCGCUGAGAACUUAAUAUCUGUGAUAGUAGACUUAGAGAUGCAAGGUCACAGGUUCCUCCUGUGGAACUUCAAGCAGAGCCAUCAGAAACUUCUAGAAGAUAUACAUCCAGGGUUCGAGAGCAGAUUCGUUGAUGGACCCAGUAUUGAUCAGCAUAUAUUAGGCAUGGAGAUCACACGAUAAGUUUUGCUCAACAAAAAGCCAGUUGGAGUUUGUAAAUACAUCAUCAUUACUAUCAUAUCACACAAGUAGGUUUAUAAUAAACUUAAGGAAUAAAUGAAUAACAAGGUUGAAUGGCAAAUGAUCAAGUCAUCCAUCAUCCUCCGGGCCUUUUAAAAACUAUGUUAGGGUCGGCUUCCAGUCUAACCGAAUGUAGCUGAGUACCAGUGCUGUAUGGCAAAUGAUCAAGUCAAGGUGCUAAAUAUUAUUUUGUAAUUAGUUUCUUACUGAGGAUUUCAAUAACUGAUCCAUCGAUGUUUUUGCGUAACUUCCUUAAGUUGUAAAAAGUUCUAAUAACUUGCAUGUAAAACCGCUUGUUUUACAUUGUUAAAAUCGUUAUUUGCUACAUAAGAGAGUCAUGCCGGCCUUUUAACGACGUUAAAUAUCAUCAAAUGCUCCCCUCCCGCUGUGGGUUAGCAGCGGUGAGGGAGUGUCAGACUCUUACUGACUAAAAACCGUCGUGUUCCGUCGAAGGCCUUUUAUGUACCAGGGCCGCGGUAUCUCUAUCCGGCCCGCCUUAGAUAAAAGCAGUUCACCAUUCUUAUGAUGUAAUUGUAAAUUACUGUUUAAGUAAUACAAUGCGUGUAACGGGUAGUACUUAUGAAACAAAGUAUUGUUGUCCUUUACUGUAGGCUAAACAUGAAAGACACGAAAUACAUGAGCUAUCAAAUUAGAGAAUUGUAGACACCAGAUAGGUGAAAUUCUUUGGCGAAACUUAUAUAACUUAAUCAUACAUUCCAUUAUACAGUAAAAAUACUUUGCUAUUGUAUAUUGUAAUAGAAUUAUAUUUUGUAAAUAAUUUAUUGUCUUUCUUAAUUACGUGAUACUGAAUGUGAUAAAAUCAUAAACUUUGCGUAACACAUUGAAUCUGAUUCUACAUAUUAUGCUAAUUAUAGGUUUAUAGAUAAAUCUACUUAUUUAAAUAAUUUCUUUUCGAUUUAUAUUUUAUUUAGUACAAUUUGUUGAUAUAUUGUAAGUGCGGUUAUUUUAUCAUGAAGUUUUGAAAUAAAUAUUCAACGAAUUUAAUUGUU
Molecule: messenger RNA, 3005 nt
Organism: Helicoverpa armigera (cotton bollworm)
Lineage: Eukaryota; Metazoa; Arthropoda; Insecta; Lepidoptera; Noctuidae
Product: sodium-independent sulfate anion transporter
Exons: 14
Coding region: 184-1938 (584 amino acids)
Biological process (GO): transmembrane transport
Cellular component (GO): plasma membrane
Molecular function (GO): sulfate transmembrane transporter activity
Source: RefSeq, a predicted model, not a curated record